Messenger RNA from Diaporthe amygdali, 1236 nucleotides. RefSeq lists its product as uncharacterized. Bases 1 to 1236 code for a protein of 411 amino acids. The transcript has 3 exons. Lineage: Eukaryota; Fungi; Ascomycota; Sordariomycetes; Diaporthales; Diaporthaceae. Gene Ontology annotation, molecular function: zinc ion binding; 5-methyltetrahydropteroyltriglutamate-homocysteine S-methyltransferase activity. The record is from RefSeq and is a predicted model, not a curated record.
AUGCCGCCCACCCGCAAGCAAGGUCCCCCUUUCCGCGCCGAGCACAUCGGCUCCCUUUUGCGGCCCCCACAACUUCGCAACGCCAUCCUCGAGCCCGAGAAAUCCACCCAGGCGGCGCUCGCCGAGAUCACCAGCACAGCCGUCACAGAUAUUGUCACCACACAGUGCGAGCUGGGCUUUUCUGCGCCCACCGACGGCGAGUACCAGCGCAUCCUCUUUCUUGGCAGCUUCCACCUGGCUCUCGCCGGCUUCGAAGAUGUCGUCGACCCGCCCAUCCCGCGUCAGGCCUUCCGCACCUACCUGCCCGAUGUCGCCGACUUUUUGCGCCGCGGCGAGGCCAUCCCAUACACGACGAUGUGCACGGGGCGGAUCCGGCAUGAGUUGGACCGCCCCAUCUACGAGAAGGAGUUUGUCUAUCUCCGGUCGGUGGUGGAGAAGCUCGAGAGGGAAGGGGGCGGUCGCCGGAAGGCCAGCAUCGUGCCCAAGCUCACGUUGGUCUCGCCUCUAUGGUAUUACACUCUGUACCGCAAGGGUUACGCCUAUCCGCAGGAUGUAUACGCCCAUGACGACGAGUAUCUAGCCGACUUAUCCCUAGCUUUCCGGAAGGAGAUUGAUCUGCUCUAUGGGAUCGGGUGCCGCAACAUCCAAGUUGACGACCCGUACUUGACAGGAUUCUGCGAUGAGAGAGUGGUGGCCGGCUUUGAAGCGGAUGGUGAUGACACACGCAAGAUUCUGACAAAGUACCUGCGCUUCUAUAAUAGCUCCCUGGCUGGUAAGCCGGCUGACUUGCAUGUUGGGAUGCACAUGUGCAGAGGCAAUUACAUCAACUCACGCCACUUCACAACCGGGUCCUACGACCAGAUCGCCGAGGCCCUGUUUGGACAGUCUGAGGCCUUCGACACAUUCUACCUCGAGUAUGACGACUCUCGCUCCGGCACCCUUGAGCCUCUGCGCCAUCUGCCCAGGGACAAGAAUGUCAUCCUCGGCGUUGUGUCCUCGAAAUUUCCAGCUCUGGAGGACCCGAACGAGCUCAAGGCCCGCGUAUUGCAGGCGGCCCAGUACGUUGCUGAGGGGACGGGUCAGACACCGCAACAAGCAUUGCAGCAGCUCGGCGUGAGCCCGCAGUGUGGAUUCGCUAGUCACGUCCUAGGGAAUGCAAUUACUGCGGAGGAUAUGCUGGCGAAGCUGAGGCUAGUCCGGCAGGUCGCUGAUGCUCUGUGGCCUGGACAGCCUUGA